This is a messenger RNA of Rhopilema esculentum, 1285 nucleotides long. Lineage: Eukaryota; Metazoa; Cnidaria; Scyphozoa; Rhizostomeae; Rhizostomatidae. The record is from RefSeq and is a predicted model, not a curated record.
AUGACUUUCGGUAAGGAAUGCUUUCGCUUUGCUAAUAACGGAGCUCUUCCUGACAUACCUGUUCCGUUCUCUAAAAUGUUAUGUCAGGAAGGGAGAUAUACUCCAACUGGAAAGUUCCCAAGGCAUAACUUGUGGUUUUAUGUCACUUUUUCAGAGCUUGUUAUUGAAAAAGGUGUCACAAACAUCACAUUAAACUUUGGACCACAGCACCCUGCUGCCCAUGGUGUCCUUAGACUGGUCCUUGAGCUCAGUGGAGAGGUGGUAGAAAGAGCUGACCCACACAUUGGCCUUCUUCACAGAGGAACCGAAAAGUUAAUAGAGUACAAAACUUAUCUCCAGGCACUACCAUAUUUUGAUAGACUUGAUUAUGUGUCAAUGAUGACAAAUGAACAAUGCUACUCCCUGGCCGUUGAGAAACUGCUAAACAUACAGAUUCCUGAGAGAGCAAAAUGGAUAAGAGUUUUAUUUGGGGAAAUAACAAGAAUUUUAAAUCACAUUUUGGCUGUGACAACUCAUGCAGUUGAUGUUGGUGCAUUCACUCCACUUUUCUGGUUGUUUGAAGAAAGAGAAAAGUUAAUGGAAUUCUAUGAAAGAGUAUCUGGUGCACGAUUGCAUGCUGCUUAUGUACGACCUGGUGGUGUCUCACAGGAUUUACCACUUGGAUUAAUGGAUGAUAUCUACGAUUGGUUGUUAAAGUUUGGUCAAAGAAUAGAUGAAGUUGAAGAAAUGCUAACAGCAAACAGGAUUUGGAAGCAAAGAUUGGUUGACAUCGGAAUUGUCACAGCCGAAGAAGCUAUGAAUUAUGGAUUUUCCGGUGUGAUGCUUCGUGGCUCAGGAAUUAAAUGGGACCUGAGAAAAUCCCAACCAUAUGAUGCAUACGAUCAAGUGGAGUUCGACGUACCGGUUGGAAAGCAUGGCGAUUGUUAUGAUAGGUAUCUUUGUCGAGUUGAAGAAAUGAGGCAGAGUAUGAACAUCAUCCAUCAGUGCCUUAACAAGAUGCCAGAAGGACCAAUCAAAGUUGACGAUGCAAAAGUUUCCCCGCCAAAACGAUCUGAGAUGAAGGACUCAAUGGAAGCACUGAUCCAUCACUUCAAACUGUACACCGAAGGCUACAAUGUGCCACCUGGUUGCACCUACAGUGCCAUCGAAGCUCCAAAGGUUUAUAUUUCCCACUGUUUUCUAACAUCCAAAAGCUUUCCUUGUACUUGUUUCUCUAGAAUUUGCGACAACUUUAAGGUAAAUAGGAGCUGAUAGGACAAGAGGUUGACCUUUGUUAAUCAUUGAA